Messenger RNA from Corythoichthys intestinalis (scribbled pipefish), 13691 nucleotides. It is a transcript of the gene cacna1g, whose product is annotated as calcium channel, voltage-dependent, T type, alpha 1G subunit. Gene Ontology annotation, biological process: calcium ion transmembrane transport; membrane depolarization during action potential; calcium ion import. Lineage: Eukaryota; Metazoa; Chordata; Actinopteri; Syngnathiformes; Syngnathidae. Gene Ontology annotation, molecular function: low voltage-gated calcium channel activity; voltage-gated sodium channel activity. Gene Ontology annotation, cellular component: voltage-gated sodium channel complex; plasma membrane; voltage-gated calcium channel complex. The transcript has 40 exons. The record is from RefSeq and is a predicted model, not a curated record. The coding region runs from base 1063 to 8541 and encodes 2492 amino acids.
CAUUCAUCCAUUGUCCGAGCCGCUUAUCCUCACGAGGGUCGCAGACACUUUUACUUUUUGUAAUAUUAUUUUGAAAUAACGUUACUACUUUACCCACCUCUGAUCAGAUGAUGAAGUGACUCUGCACCAUGUUGCAACUUUGUCCCCUCACUUUCUCCAAGUUUUCCCACCAAUCACAGCGCGUUGCUGAUAAAAUGCCUUCACUUCCUCGCUCCUGAUUGGUCGAUAGUUGACAUGAGCUUCCAGCUGUUUAAUGCCGCGCUCCUCCGCUUUUACAUCUGACGCGACAGCUCCUUCACCCUAUGAAAACAGAUCUCACUCCUACAGUAUGUCCUCUGAUUGGCUUAAAAAGGCUCCAAGUAGGCGGGUGUUUUACAAGUUGGCCUACCCCUCCCUCCACGCCUCACUCUCCAUCCAGCUGUGAGCUCCUCUGAUGGACGGAACAGAGAGAACAGUUCUGGAGGAGACAAGGGUGAGAGCGGAAGUAUCUGGUCCCCGCAACUAAACGGAAAGAUGCUCUAUCCUCUUUAAACAAAGGCAAACGGGCUGGACUGGACGCACGGCAGCAUCUUGAUGGAUUUUUAAAACUGUGUUGCGGAGUACGCGCUCAACCAAAACGCCUGUGGAUGCAUUGAAAAGUAUUGGAGAGAACUUCAUUUAGAACCCCGGGGAAAACAACCUAUUCAUAAUUAGUCAUUUGGAUUCGACCGUGAAGUUGUGAGAAACAAAGAAAGGCUUGACGCCGCAGCACCGGAUCUAAACGUUGUUUAAAAUCAUGACUGGUGGAUGGUUAUAAAGUAUUAGUGGCUGGAGCACGGGUGUUCCGCUCGCUCAGGGGCCACUACUGAAUCUUCACCGCACUGAAGCUGCGGAGACGGAGCGGAGUGCGCCAGAAAACCACUUGGGAACUCUGCGGUCCUCCGAAGCCACGGAACAUCCGUUUUUCCUCGCCACCCAAAAGGAUCUCUCUUCAGGCUGGCGUGGAAUUUGCAGCCACCAAACUGAUCAUGCGAUGACGCGACGCGCAUUAGAUCAAUCGACCGAAUCCAAAUCAGGAGGUGAAUGAUGGCCGAGGAUGGGGGAAAUCUCACCGGGACCCCCGACUCCAGGGGCUCUGAGGGCCGCUCCUCUCUUCCGAGGACUUUUAUCCGGCUCAACGACCUAUCCGGGGACGGAGGAGGCGCGGAGAGGACCGAGGUGAUGGUAGAACCGGCUUCCCCGGCCCCUGACGGGACUUCUUCAGCCGGUGAUGAUGCGUCAGUCUCCGGUGAGGAAAGUCUGCCUUACCCCACGCUAGCCCCGGUGGUCUUCUUCUACAUGAAACAGAGCACACGUCCUCGGAGCUGGUGUCUCAAAAUGGUCUGCAACCCAUGGUUUGAACGAGCGUCCAUGUUGGUAAUCCUGCUGAACUGUGUGACCUUGGGCAUGUUUCAUCCCUGUGAGGACAUCGACUGCAACUCUGACAGGUGUAAAAUCCUGCAGGAUUUUGAUGAUUUCAUCUUUGCAUUUUUUGCCAUCGAGAUGGUGAUCAAAAUGGUGGCUCUGGGGAUUUUUGGCAAGAAGUGCUACCUGGGGGAUACAUGGAACCGCUUGGACUUCUUCAUUGUGAUAGCAGGGAUGUUGGAGUAUUCCCUCAACCUUCAGAACGUCAGCUUUUCAGCAGUGCGGACAGUCCGGGUAUUGAGGCCACUGAGGGCCAUCAACAGAGUGCCAAGUAUGCGUAUCCUGGUUACCCUGCUGCUCGACACGCUACCCAUGCUGGGCAACGUGCUGUUACUUUGCUUCUUUGUCUUCUUCAUAUUUGGCAUCGUGGGAGUCCAGCUGUGGGCCGGCCUGCUCAGAAAUCGUUGCUUUGUGGAAGACAACUUCUCUUUUCCUCUGUCUGCUGAACUUGAGAAAUACUACCACACUGAAAAUGACGACGAGAACCCCUUCAUUUGCUCUCAGCCAAGAGAGAACGGCAUGCGGGACUGCGGCUCCGUGCCAAAGCUUUACGACGAUGCGGGUCUGCAAUGUAAUCUGGACAUUUACUCGUACAACAGCACCGAUAACACCACCUGUGUCAACUGGAACCAGUACUACAGCAACUGCUCUGCAGGUCUAGUUAACCCCUUCAAAGGGGCCAUCAACUUUGACAACAUUUGCUACGCCUGGAUUGCAAUUUUCCAGGUGAUCACUCUGGAGGGCUGGGUGGAUAUCAUGUAUUUUGUGAUGGAUGCUCACUCUUUUUACAACUUCAUCUACUUCAUCCUACUGAUUAUCAUUGGCUCGUUUUUCAUGAUCAAUCUCUGCCUGGUCGUCAUUGCUACUCAAUUCUCAGAAACCAAGCAGAGAGAGAGUCAGCUGAUGAAGGAACAGAGAGUGCGCUUCAUGUCCAACGCCAGCACCUUGGCCUCUCUUUCGGAACCGGGUUCCUGCUACGAUGAACUCCUCAAGUACCUUGUCCACGUGAUCCGCAAGGGGGCGAAACAGGUGGCCCACAUUUUUAGGUUCUUAGCACGUCGAGCUGGACUAAACAUUGCCGCCUCUCCGCCUCCAGUGGAACCCCAACAAAAGCAGAGCCAGAAGAGGAGGAGGAAGUCCUCCAGGCAGGGCUCACUGUCCAUAUACCACAUGGUGCACCCUCAUCCCCAUUAUCAUUACCAUCUUGGGAAUGGCAGUGUGAGAGCGGGAGGGAACAUCAGGUGUCUGGAAGGUCAGGAUGCGGAGCCGACUUCUCAUAUCAACAACAUAGGGUCGACAAUUUGUGGCGCGAACCUAACUUUAGUUCCACCGCCCACCUCGGUCAUAACGGCAACUUCUGACAUCAAUCUAGUGGGAUAUGCUGGUUCACACUCCACUCUUGGUGUGCUACACCAAGAAAAUAUUGGCUUUACACCCUCAACUACAAACCUCUGGCAUACCCCAGCCCCGUUCUCCCUUACUCCGGCAUCCACAUCUAGGACGAUGAAGAGGAACUCUGUGCCGUUUGCUGCUCCUGGUCCUAAAAACUAUCCUACUCUCCAGGCCAGAGCUCUAGCAGAGUCAAGACGGGGGAGUGUGGCGACGGGUGCACUAACAAAUAUCAGUCUCAACAUUCCACCCAUGUCCUAUGGUAGAAGACGGCAGAGCCUGGCAGACACACUUAACCCCUCAGCUGCGGCCUUGCCUGCUCGCCAGCUGUCCGCUCGCGACCUCAGCGUGGUGAGCAGCGCCAUGGACGCGGCCGGCUUGACCUCGGACCCCGAAAGUUGCCCUUAUUGCGCGAAGGCCCUCGCCAACGAGUCGGAGGGUGGCACGGAAACACCGGGAGACUCUGACAGCGAGGGCGUCUACGAGUUUAGCCAGGACGCCCGCCGCAGGGACAGGCGGGACAGUCGUCAGCCCAGAAAAAAGCCGUCCGGCCUGGGCAAAACGGCUGGAAAGAUUGUGCACUUCUGGAGGUUGGUGUGCGAUACGUUCAGGAAGAUCGUUGAUAGCAAGUACUUUGGACGAGGGAUCAUGAUCGCCAUCCUGAUCAAUACGCUUAGCAUGGGGAUUGAGUAUCAUGAACAGCCCGAUGAACUGACCAAUGCCUUGGAGAUCAGUAACAUUGUGUUCACCAGUCUCUUCUCCCUGGAGAUGCUGUUAAAAGUAUUGGUGUACGGUCCAUUUGGAUACAUUAAGAACCCCUACAAUAUUUUUGAUGGCAUCAUCGUUGUUAUCAGUGUGUGGGAAAUUGUGGGUCAGCAAGGCGGGGGUCUGUCCGUGCUGAGGACCUUUCGUCUCAUGAGGGUGCUGAAGCUGGUCCGAUUCAUGCCGGCUCUGCAGAGGCAACUGGUGGUGCUGAUGAAGACCAUGGACAAUGUGGCCACCUUUUGCAUGUUGCUCAUGCUUUUUAUCUUCAUUUUCAGUAUUCUGGGGAUGCAUCUGUUCGGUUGUAAAUUUGGUUCAGAGCGGGAUGGAGACACCCUACCAGACCGAAAAAACUUUGACUCACUUCUAUGGGCCAUUGUGACUGUUUUCCAAAUCUUAACCCAAGAAGACUGGAAUAAGGUAUUAUAUAACGGCAUGGCGUCCACCACUCCUGUCGCGGCACUCUACUUUAUUGCCCUCAUGACCUUCGGUAACUACGUUCUGUUCAACUUGCUGGUGGCCAUCUUGGUGGAAGGCUUCCAAACUGAGGAAGUGACCAAGCGGGAGGACUUGCAUGCCCAACUGAGUCUAAUUCAGCUGCCUGUAGAUGCAGGGGGGGAUGCUUCUAAAUCAGGUUCAGAGAUUGAUUCUUGUGCUCGAAGUAUGGAGGAUGUUAACAGCAGUAAAAGGGAUUUAUCAGCCUCUGCAGUAGUACCUGUAAAUGGUCACGUGGAUCUGAAGAGCAGCCUGACCCCUCCACUGAUUACCCACACGGCCGCCACUCCGAUGCCUAUUCCCAAAUUGCCCAUCGGGGGUGACUUCCACCAGGCUUACGAGUCGCGCCGAGGCAGCAGUGUCUCCAUAGACCCAAACGCCUAUGAAAAGUCCCCGACCAGUGCCCGCAGCGCUUCCCCUUACGCACAUCGGAACACGGGCAGUGGCCGCAAUAGCCGGCGAUCCAGCUGGAACAGUCUGGGUCGAGCCCCGUCACUGAAACGCCAGAAGCAGCAGUCUGGGGAACGGCAAUCACUUUUAUCAGAAGAGGGGCGCUCCAGCUCUGAAGAAGGCGAGACCGGGCUAGAAGGACGAGACGGAUUGACGGAGGAGGAUGACGCUUCCUUGGCCAGGACGGACUCCACGUCCCAGUCGCAGACGGGGCCCGGUCACCGGAGAAUGGAAUCCAUGGAAACGCGAAGCUCCAUGGAUUUGCCCCCUGAUGCCUUACUGCAGGUACCAUAUCUUUAUCGCUCAGCUAGCAUGCACAGCUCUCGACCCCCUUCAGUGGGCACCUUGCGACCUGCGGAGCAUAGUGACUGUAACGGGAAGGGAACACCCUCACUUUUGGGCCCCGUCUCAAUGGAGGAGAACACCGAGGAGGAAAAUGCUGAAGAAGAGGCCAAUCUGGGUCGUCUUGCCAGAUUGUUUCGCUGGCUAGAAAGAAAACAACCAGAGUGGUGUCGACAAAGAGACACCUGGUCACUCUACCUCUUCUCUCCAGAAUCAAGGUUUCGUUUUGUGUGCAAAAAUAUCAUCAACCACAAAAUGUUCGACCAUGUGGUGCUGGUUAUCAUCUUCCUCAACUGCAUUACUAUCGCAAUGGAGAGGCCUCGCAUCGACCCCACCAGUGCUGAACGAAUCUUCCUAACAUUAUCCAACUACAUCUUCACAGCAAUCUUUGUGACCGAGAUGACCAUCAAGAUUGUAGCUUUGGGUUGGUGUUUUGGUGACCAGGCCUACCUGAGGAGCAGUUGGAACAUUCUGGAUGGGAUGUUAGUGAUGAUAUCUGUUAUCGACAUCCUGGUUUCUUUCAUCUCCAACUCGGGUACCAAAAUCCUCGGUAUGCUCAGGGUGCUCAGGCUGCUGCGUACGCUCAGGCCUCUGCGUGUAAUCAGCAGAGCCCCGGGUCUCAAGCUGGUCGUGGAGACCCUCAUGUCUUCACUGAAGCCCAUCGGCAACAUUGUGGUCAUCUGCUGCGCCUUCUUCAUCAUCUUUGGCAUCCUCGGUGUACAGCUCUUCAAAGGGAAGUUUUUCGUCUGUCAAGGAGAGGACGUGAAGAACAUCACAAACAGGUCUGAUUGUUUACAAGCCAGCUACAAAUGGGUCAGACACAAGUACAACUUCGACAACCUGGGGCAGGCCUUGAUGUCUCUAUUUGUUCUGGCGUCAAAAGACGGAUGGGUCGAUAUCAUGUAUGAUGGACUCGAUGCUGUAGGAGUCGAUCAGCAGCCAGUGAUGAACUACAAUCCUUGGAUGUUGCUGUACUUCAUCUCCUUCCUCCUGAUCGUGGCAUUCUUUGUGCUCAACAUGUUUGUGGGAGUGGUGGUGGAGAACUUCCACAAGUGUCGGCGGCACCAGGAGGCCGAAGAGGCCAAGCGCAGGGAGGAGAAGAGACUGAAACGCAUGGAGAAAAAGAGACGGAAUUUAAUGGUUCCAGGGGUGAGUUGGGCCCUGUCGGACGGCACGUUAAAAGAAGCUCAGAGUAAGCCAUACUACUCGGAUUACUCCCCCACCCGUUUGAUUAUCCACAAGAUGUGCACGAGCCACUACCUGGACCUCUUCAUCACCAUCGUCAUAGGACUCAACGUCAUCACCAUGUCCAUGGAGCACUACCAACAGCCAAAGGAAUUGGAUGAAGCAUUGAAGAUCUGUAACUACAUCUUCACUCUCAUCUUUGUACUGGAGUCAGUCUUCAAAUUGGUUGCCUUUGGCUUCCGACGCUUCUUUAAGGACAAGUGGAACCAGCUUGAUCUAGCCAUUGUGCUGCUGUCUAUCAUGGGAAUCACUCUGGAGGAGAUUGAGGUCAACGCUUCUCUGCCCAUUAACCCAACUAUAAUACGCAUCAUGAGAGUGCUGAGGAUAGCACGAGUACUGAAGCUCCUGAAAAUGGCGGUGGGGAUGCGAGCUUUGCUGGACACCGUUAUGCAAGCGCUGCCUCAGGUGGGAAAUCUCGGUCUUCUCUUCAUGCUCCUGUUCUUCAUCUUUGCCGCCUUGGGAGUGGAGCUGUUUGGCGACUUGAUUUGUGAUGAACUCCACCCGUGCGAAGGCCUGGGACGCUAUGCCACCUUUAAAAACUUUGGGAUGGCAUUUUUGCUGCUCUUCAGAGUUUCAACUGGGGAUAACUGGAAUGGCAUCAUGAAGGACACUUUAAGAGACUGCGCCCAUGAGACGACGACCUGCUACAACACCGUCGUCUCUCCCAUCUACUUUGUUUCCUUCGUCUUGACCGCUCAGUUCGUCCUGGUUAACGUGGUCAUCGCCGUCCUGAUGAAGCACUUGGAAGAGAGCAACAAGGAAGCUAAGGAAGAGGCAGAACUAGAGGCAGAGUUAGAGCUGGAGCUCCACGGCGAUCGGGGAGACCUGGCAACCAGGUCGCCCCAGCUCAACCCUCUCACACUGGGCACAGACAGGUCUAGUUCUGGGGGUUCCCCCUGGAGGUCCCCCAGGGACAUGGGGCAGGAAAGCGGCAUUGACUCGCCCACUGUUGAUAUACCGAGGGACCCAGUCAACAUCAAUGAGGAGCCUUCCUCAUGCCUGGAGCCCGCUCUGGAGUUUGUCCAGCAAAGAGCACAGUUUGACUCCAUCUCCCUGGUCAUCCAGGGCUCAAUGGAGGGAGAGAUGAGUUUGAUGGACAACUUGUCCGGCUCUGUGUGCCACUACUACGCGCUGGCGCCCAAGGCCGCCGAGCACAACACCGACAAAAAGAUCCCUCUAGCUGAGAUGGAAGCUCUGUCUCUGGCCUCUGAGAAAUCCUGGUCCCUAGCUCUGACAGAGGAAUCGGUCGCUGGCAAUUUUAAUCCCCUCUCUCUAAGCAGCCUGGAAUGCAAUACCGAACAGUUGGCACUGGAGGAUAACCUACUGAGUGUCAGGAAGCCAACGGUGGGGCGCGCGCAUUCCCUACCCAACGACAGCUACAUGUUCUUCCCCCGGCGGGCAGCUUUAGCGCAGACGCGGCACAUACGAAGCUCCCACUGGGCCCUAUCAGGCUCCAGCGGUUCUGUGCGUUCCCAACCUGAAGAAUGUUCUGAACGACCGAGCAUUCCCACUGACCUCUUCAAACCCAUUAGCUGCUCGGACUCCGAGAGUAUAGCGCCACUUCCCCCUCCCAGGCGCACACGCACGGCGAGUCGCAAGCUCCGCAGACAGGUGGCAGUGUCUACUGAUUCUCAGGAGGCUCUAUGUUCAGACGGAGAGGAAAGCAGUGACGGACUUGAAAACGUGGCUUCUCUCUCACCCUCGACCUUCUCCCACCAGCAGCAGCAGCAGCAGCGUCCCGCGCUCUGCCCGGCCCCCGCCAAGCCCGACCCCUCCCCCGGCUCCUGCUCGUCCCAUCGGCGACAAAACCGGUCCUCCCUCGAUCGGGAAGUGUCCCUCAUUAAUGCGGGGGUGUUGACAGGAAGCGAGGAUGUACGAGGCAGUGAGAGUUACAAAAACAAUACCGUCUGCCAAGACAGUGGGAGUCACGGUUUGAGGCCGUUGAAGAGGUUCCACAGCGUCGACACGCAGGGUCGCAGCGUUGUCCCACCCCGUCCUCGCUCCUGGUUGGACGACCCGCGUCGCCACUCGCUGGAGGUUUGCUCCGCGGCCGCUUCCUCUGGUUUCGUGCCGAACGCCGACGGUCUGCAAACCUCCGCUCAGACUCCGCUACCCUCCCCUCGACGGAAGAAGAAGAUGAGUCCUCCCUGCAUCUCCGUGGAACCGCCUGACGGAUCGGAGCCCCUCCGCCCGGCUUUAGGUGGCUUAGGCUCAGGAGGGUUGCGGUUGCCACCGCCCCUGCCUAAUCGGGACACCUGCCUGAGGAGGAGAGCCCCCUCGAGCGACUCCAAAGACUCUUUCGACCUCGGUGUCGGAGAGGGUUCGGGACAGGACGGUAGCUCCCCAAACUCCAGCAAUCCCAAGCUACUGACACUUCCCAAUUUCUCUUUUGAGAAGACGAGUUCUGAGCACUGAUACGCAAACACACAAAGAGGAAACGCAGACACUGAGGCACUUUGUGUAUCUUUGGUGGUGAUAGGUCUAGUGACAAUGCUGUAGAGCAGGGGUGUCCAAGCCACAAGCAAAUUCUGGGAAUAUCACUGAAUUUGGUCCGCACAAGAAGCUGGAGUUCAGCCUCCAUUCUGUUGCACUUCUCAGCUUUAACACUAGAUGGAGCUCGUCACUUAAACAGUGCCUCUAUUCAAUCAGGGCUCAAAAUCUGACAUGUUGUAAUAAAUGUAUGGAACUGGAUUUUUUUUUUUUUUUUUUUUUACAUAAAUUCAGCUAGUCCCCGGUUUACGAACGAAUUCCAUUCCUGCACUGGCGAUGUAACCUGGAUUUCCGCGUAAAUCAGAAUUAAGCCUUUAAAUACCUCAAAACACACUCUAAAUUAGAAAUCAACUAUCCAAAAACAUGUAUUAUACGUCAUCCUACUGUCGUCGCCAAAACGCCCGUACUAAAGGCUGAUUUAUGCUUCUGCGUAGUGGUGACGGCGGACCUACACCGUUAACGCAGACCCGAUUUACAACCCCACGCCGUCGCACCUCCAGAAAAUCCUGACUACGCGUUAGGGCUGGGCGAUAUGGCCUUAAGUACGUAUCACGAUAAAUUGAGCAGAUUUACCUCGAUAACGAUAAAUGACGAUAAAUUCGCCCAAGCGGACUGUUAUAUAAUUUUAAAAUUUGAAUCAAUGCAUGCAAUACAAAUUAACCGUUUCUCAUUAAAUUUAUUUUACCAGCUUUCAAUUUAACAAUUGCACAUGCAGUCUCAACAUUAAGUAUUAAAAAUAAUCUUGAAAACAAUAAGAAUUCUAGUGUGAACAUUUAUAACAGCUUGUAUGACUUGAAAAAUGUACAGCAUUAUAAAAAUCAAUAUGACGACUGUGCAAACAUGUCAUUCUAACACAAAUGACUUGCAGCUUUAACAGUACACUUCAGACAACUUAUUGGUAAUGGCUGCUGUGACAUAAUUAUUCGACACAAGUGUUUACGUCAAGGUUUCAGGUUUUUUUUCCAGAACAUAUUUUAAUACAUGCACCCCCUACACAGACACAACCAGAUUAAAGCUGUAUUGCUCUGAUGCCAAUGAAACAUUUAAGAUUUUAUGAUGGCAAAAUAAAGCAAACACAUACAGAAAAAUAGCUGUGGCCAUUAAACUGUCAUAUAUACUGUAGGCUUCACUGGUGGAUUAUACUUUAUGCUGAGUGCUUUACCAUCAUGAAAGCUUUCAGAGAAAUCACACAGAUCACACCAAAUAACGCGACAUAAUGAUUGCUACCUGAAGUCCGUGCCCAGUCCACUCAUUAAUUUCAGCCGCAUCGACGAGGUUAGAGCCACUAUCCGACUCCAUCACGUUUAUUUGUACCGUUAGCCGCUAGCGUUAGCCUGUGGCUUGGCUACCAGAAGAAAUCACUGAAAGUAUCCGCUCCUGAAAUUGUGAGAACCAGGGAGGACAGCGGGUGAAAGCCCGUCUGGAACCCGCCAAGAGUUUACUCAACGUCGUGUGAAAGUUUGGCAAAACUAACUUAAGCCAGACUUCAUCACGUUUACUUGUAGCAUUAGCUGCUAGCGUUAGCCUACCAGGCUUCUGUUUGUUUGGCUUCCUGAGAACCACGUGACUCCAUACGUAAGCACACUGUCUGCUUUCUUAAAGGGGAAUGAACAUAGCCGAACAACAGAGUCUAAGCGGGAUGAAAAGACUAUAUUUUCUUGUUUUAUUAAAUUACCGAAUUUAUCGACAUGUUCAAAAUUACGUCGGUCAUCGUGAAGAAUUUCGGUGACGGUAAGUUUUUGGUUUACCGCCCUGCUCUACUAGCGGACCAAUCACAGUCUUUCGAUGUUCACGUCACACGCAUUGACGUGACGCGAACAUUGAAACACUGUGAUUGGUCCGCUUAGAACGUUGUUUCCGCUUCAGCACAACAACACCGCCAUUUUCAAACGUCUUCUGUGUCACUUACGCUUCGACAUUUGUAAUAAUAACAUUUGUUCAGUACUGAUUAGCUGCAGCUUCAAAUACACACAUUUCAUCUCCGUUGCCAUUGCUGUCAAUGCCCAGAGGAAAACUAAGGGAAUUCGACAAGUUUCCCAAAACCGUAAAAAGACAAAGCUACACCCCCCCUAGUGGCAUGGCGGUGAAUUGCAGAGGUACGCGUCCCCUUGACGCAGAACUUCAAACGCGCAAUGGCGGUGCCGUCGCUCCACCAGCACCAGAACACAGAAGCAUAAAUCAGCCUUAUGUCCUAGACAGUGAGCUAAGCUCUGAAAUGAGGGUAAUCUUUUUGGUGCAUUCAUGAAAAACAGAAGAGCAAAAUUCUUUUUUAUUGAAAUCAUUUUCUGAUUAAAUAUUAUUUUCUACCCGAUAUAUACUUAAAAAGUUGAACAUAUUAAAUAUUUUAAAUAUAUAUUUUUUCCUUUUUUUUAUUUUAUUUUUUAUUUUUUUGCAUAACCCCCCCCCCCCCCCCCCUUCUGUCUUAGCAGAGAAUGGUUUGACCUCGCUCUGGCGCACUCAAGGCUACACUAUGUACGUGCCCUGAAGCACGAAAUUAAAAUCUGUCAUUCUUAUAAACUUUAAACAUGGCGAGUCGUCAUAAAUCGGAUGAACGAGAAAAAAUGUUGUUGUAAAGUUUUUAAAAGGGGGACAAGAAGCCAGAGAAUUAGAGCUAGAGUUGGCCGUGGACGGUGAUGUCGGUAAAUGAACAACAGCCGCUAACACGGAACGUUUACAUUCGCGAUCACCGUGACCAAACCCCAAUUUGAGUCUGUCAGCGGUCGCUUGUAGCCUAUUGGGCUGCGAUAUGACAAGAUAUGCCGCUUGCCUUGAGCCGAGGAGAGAGAAGGUGAUGGAAGAUCAGGUGCGCGAGGCUGAACAGACUCUGGUCCAGUGACACAUUUUGUUGUCUUUGCCAGUGAUGGUAGUUUGAGGAGAGUGAGCUCUCAGUAAAAUGAAAAUAAUAAAAAACUACCUACGCUCCACCGUAUAUCACUUAACAACCAAGCCAUGCUCUCCAUUGAGCGUGAGCUUGCUCAAAAACUGGAUUUCACUGAUGUUAUAAAUGACUUUGCUGUCAAAAAAUCUAGGCGCAUCACUGUUUGAGGGCUUGAUAACCCCAGGGAUGUGGAGGGGCAGGCACAGGAUGUCUAGUUAUACUGUUUUGUUGCUUAGCAGAUAGGCAUAGCACUCUCAGUUGUAUUGUAUUGUAGCCUACAUGGGAAAAUAGAUGGAAAUGGUUUGUUUCUAUUGUGUCACAUCCCAUUACGGUCUGUUAAAUUCAACUGUUCAUCUCAAAUUAAAUUACUUGAUCAUGUUUAACCCGAUCCCGAUCCUCUGAAAAUGAUGUCAUCGGGCUCGAUUUCAGAUCACGCCAAUCAAAUCGGACCCCAUAACAAAGUGGAAGUUUGGACACCCCUGCUGUAGAGAGUGAUAAUGGUUUAACUAAGAAAAACAGUGAAACAUCCUAGGUUCCUUGAGCAGUGAUGUAGUACAGUAGUGUUGCUGGCCUUCGUCUUUGGAUUUUUUACUGCCAACCCUACGAGACAGGAGACCAAAAAAAAGAGACAGAAAACUCCUGCUACACUCGCAUGCCAAAGGCUGCAGUUUGAUCCGAUCACCUUUGGGGUGACAUGGCGCCACCUUCAAUUGCCGUUGGAACUUCCCGGUGUUUCACAGGGUUGACUUUGCCCGCUCGUUGGAGGUACAAAGCAAUAUGAACGUUUUAGAGGCACUAUUUUCUUAAAUUAUUGGGCCAUAGUGUUUGUACAGGACGUUGUUUUGUAUUUCUUUUCAUUUUAUGUGAGUCAUUUUUUCUUGCGCUCUAAAAUGGUUUGUCUUUGUCUUUUUUUCCCGGUCUAGUUUAUUUUGAACUUUAUUGAGAAAAGUGUUUUUUUUUUAGUGCUAAAAUCAUGUAUUUGUAGAAAUAAUAUAUAAAUCUCUAUAUAUAAAAUAAGUCAUUAAACAGAGCUUGGAUUUUAAGCACAUUCAUCAAACAUGGUGGUCGAUUGUUAACCGGAGAAUGGUUUAUUUCUAUUGAAUUGGCUGAAAAGUGUUAGUAUUUCACUGAGUAGUUUGAAGAUGAUGUUAAACAAAAAUACCGAAUCAUUCUGGACGUGUGUUUUGCUGAAAAUGAUGAUAAAAGCACAUAAUUUCAUGUUUCACCUCAUGAACCUUUUAUUCAUUCAUAUGUAUUUAUUUAUUUUUCAAAAUAAACACUUAUUUAAACUUGUAUUCCUGCAAAAGCUUUAAAAGAACCCUUGAGUGGUCACCGUUUUGUAGUGCUCGAUAGGCCAUUUUCAACUCUGGUUGAAGCAUUUAUUGUGCAACAUCAGUCUUUUUUUUUAAUUAUCCUUUGGAUGCCAUUUUACCAGGUUUGCACAAUAAUUAGCAUUUAAAGUGGUCAGAAUCAGUGUUGUUAAUAAUGGUGUUAAGAGUAUAACUUUUUUUUUUCUGAGGAUAUUUUACAAAGCAAAGCUUCUUUGACCGGGGUAAGGACUGGGAUUUGCACAUGGGGAUUGGCCAGGUCGGGUGUAAGAAUGGGGAUUUGCACAUGGAGAAUGGCCAGGUGGGGGGUAAGGACCAGGUAUUUUGCGGAUUUGGGUAUUUCAAAAUAUGGGUAUUUCGCUGAUUUGCAUAUUUCCCAAUCUGGGUAUUUCCAUAUUUUGUUUUUUUUUCGUGGGUUUGGGUAUUUCCCAAUCUGGCUAGUUCGCUGAUUUGGGUAUUUCCCAAUCUGGGCAUUUCCAAAUUUUGGGUUUUUUCGUGGAUUUGGGUAUGACCCAAUCUGGGUAUUUCGCGGAUUUGGGUAUUUCAAAAUCUGGGUAUUUCGCGGAUUUGGGUAUUUCAAUAUCUGGGUAGUUCGCAAUUUUGGGUAUUUUGCGGAUUUUGGUAUUUUCAAAUCUGGGUAUUUUGCUGAUUUUGGGUGUUUUGCGGAUUUUGGUAUUUUCAAAAUCUGGGUAUUUCCUGAGUUUUGGGUAUUUCAAAAUCCGGGUAUUUCGCGGAUUUUGGUGUUUUCAAAAUCUGGAAAUUUUGCGGAUUUUGGUGUUUUCGAAAUCUGGGUAUUUCGUGAAUUUUGGGUUUUUCGCAAUUUGGGUAUUUUGCGGAUUUUGGUAUUUUCAAAAUCUGGGUAUUUUGCU